Messenger RNA from Aspergillus tubingensis, 1656 nucleotides. RefSeq lists its product as uncharacterized. Lineage: Eukaryota; Fungi; Ascomycota; Eurotiomycetes; Eurotiales; Aspergillaceae. Bases 1 to 1656 code for a protein of 551 amino acids. The transcript has a single exon. The record is from RefSeq and is a predicted model, not a curated record.
AUGUCUGGUGCCAGUACAAGUACCACGCGCAGUGACUCCGCCCACAGUCGCAUAGCCGACUCUUCCACUUCGGACCCUGCAGCUGCAGACGCUUGCUUCGAUACUGCAUUACCGCCCAUGAGUUCCAAACAGAUGGUCGUCUCCACGCGUCGUCCACCUCGUGCUUCCGAAUCCUCCCUGAUCGCUACUAACCUCCGCAACACCAAUCGCGCCGUCACUACCCUGCCAUACAAUCCCGGAACGACCACCAUCGCUCGCGGGCCCAGCACACAUCGUCGUACCGGCAGCACCCUCAAGACCGUCAUGCGGAAGAUCUUCACCCGCAAAAGUCGUGGGCAGGAGGACGACGAUUCCGCUGAUUGUCGGUUCGGCAACCACAGUCCGCGAUCGAAUCAAUCGCUCGACAAGCCGCAGCCGCUCUCCGGUUCGUGGAACGCCAAAUCCACCAGUCCGUUGCAACAGGAACACGGGCCCGUCACCUCGUGGGAAGAGGCCCUGCGCAAGCUCGAACCGCACCCCCGCCGCCGACGGGCCACUCUGCCGAGCUUGAUCUUUUCGGACGACGAAUCUCGCGGUGCCCUGGAGGCGGUCGUGCAUUCGGGCCGACCGACCAGUAGACGGGACAACAGUCCGCACGCCAACAGUGAUCCGGAUGAGGUCCGCCGCCGAGAGAUGCGCCAGAUCAAGCGUCGCUCCCGCAGCGCGACCGCCCUGCGCGGUAUGGCCAAAGAUCACCUGAUGUCUCCCAUUCAAUGGCGACGCCGCAGUCUGGAGUCGUGCGCCGGAUCGACGACCUUUGGCGCGGUGUCCGAGGCCGAUGCAUCGGAACGACCCCCGACCCGGACCACGGUCGCCAGUGCCCCCAAACCCACGACGGAGCCGUCCUUCCUGGAUGGGCCGGAUGAGGACGAUGAGGAAGACGCACCGGAGGAGCCGAUGCCCCAAACCGUGGGAACGCUAGUCAACUCAUUACAACACGAUGAGAACGUGACGCUGGAACAGCGACUGACCACCUUGGAGGUAAAAUUGAUCGACUUGGAAUGUGCGAUCGCACGCAUACAGUCUGGACGCAGUGAAACGCCGGCCGAGCCGUCGGGACAGAGGAAACCGUCACCCCCGACGACACGGCACAAGCGCAAGCAAUCGUCGGCCCAGUCGCCGUCGGGUAGUGACGAGACCCCGGGCGCCAAGUCGCCCGGCGGCGCCGAUCGCCCGUCUAGCACGAGCACACUGCGCCCGAACCAUCUCCACCGCUCACGCACAUUGCAGGCCCCGUCCUCCACGUCGCUGCACGAAUGCAAUACCAUCUCCGUCGAACAGUACAGCGCACUGGUGAUGCUGCUGCGUCGGGAGCAAUCUGCGCGACGCAAUCUCGAGGAACAGGUGUCCAGUCUGCGGAGCGAUGUCGAGCAACUCACGCGCGUGGCACGCGAAUCCAUGGGCAUGGGUCCGAUUUAUCCCAUCCCAAUUGACGCGCAUGAUAUUAUGCGCAUGCGGCAGGCCCUGGGGCCGUCUCCGACCAACUCGGGACCGCCGACGGAAAAGAUCUGCCCGGACAGUGAUUCCGAGGAGCGCCCGGAGCUCCCUCCGAAGGGAGACUUGUACCAUCCGCGGUGGCCGUCGGCGCGACGCGUCGAGGUUGGCGGGAUGAUAUGA